CUUGGACGAAUCAUACUUAUAGUUUCGCGUGUUCCCCAUUAUCAAAAAAUUCUUUACAGCGAAUCAACGAUGAAUUUCAAUUUCGGAAUAAAAUCCAAGGUCACCUUGUUACCAGUUUUUGUCGCAUUUUAUUCAACAAUUCAAUUAAUCGAGGCUGGACUACCAAAUGAAGAUCUUUGGAAGACUGUCCCAUGUAUAAGAAAAUUUUUCGGAGAUGAAUUCGUACAAGAACUUUAUCGAAAUGAACUAAACCCUUUAACCAAUGGAGAAUACCUCGCAGCUUUCUGCAACGACUUCGCUCCAGAAAAGAUCGACGAAACCGUUAAAGAAAAAGCAGGAGGAAAUUACGAAGGAGGAGCCAUCGAGGAAUGCUUACAAAAUGAGUACAGUGCACAUUUAUUCCAUGACUACGCCGAAAUGGGCAAGGGUUUUGCGCAAUUAGAAGCUGAAAAACUCGUAGGAGAAGGCCAGUCAGUAAAAUCUAAACUUUUUUCCAAAGCAAAAUCUGCACAUUUAGAUUCAGAGUCAGCAGAUACUCCAAUUCAUUACUUUUUGGACGGAGUCUGCCAUUCUGAAAAAAAAGUUGUAUCGUUUGAUUCAUUGACGGAUGCUAACGACAAAGCAGUAAUUUUAGAAUGCUUCACACAAUGUACCGGUAAUUUAAUACAAAGGAUUCGAACACUUUUGACCGCUGGAAAAGAAGAAGCCGUACAAGUAAUAGAGGUUAACAAAAAAGAAAUUAGUAAGCCAUCAAGCACUAUACCAAUAGAGGAAGAACUGAAAUUAAAAGAUGAAUGUGAAACUCGAAAAAAAAAUUUAGAAGAAGUUGCCAAACUGUCAGAAGAAUAUACUAAAGAAAAGUUUGAUUCGGAUCGAAGAAUUCCUUCGGUGUCAAAAAGUACAACCAUAACACACGUUGGAAAAGAAUACUUGAUCAAGUUGGGUGGACUUUACGAUAGCCUGACGGAGUAUUUAACAGCAGAAGUUGAAAAGGAAGAUUCGAUUCUAGGGAAUCUUGAUAAUAAGUUAGGUGGUGUAUUUUACGUGUACCAAAACUACUGUUCAGAACAGGGUUGUGGCGUGACUCGCGAUAGUGUUCCAUUAUACGAUGAUAUCCAGUCGGAUGCCAGAGAUAAUGAAUCGACAAUCGUUAAUACCGUUAAUACUUGGAAAGGAAAAGUAUACGAAUGGAUAAGAUUACGUCCACGUAACUGGAAAAGAUUCUGCAAAGCGCUUAUAAGACCACUAUCCACCGACUCGAAAACUAAUAUUAAAACGAACUAAUGAUUCAAAACCAAUGUAAAUAUUAUAAUUAUUCGAAAUUAGAUAUUAUUUCAUUCAGUUCAAUGACAGUUUUUUAAAAUUUAGUUUUUGAUUUUAAAUAUUAUGAUUAAUCAGUGUAUCCUAGUCUAGAAUAAUUGAAUAAUUUUUUUUUAUUAUUAAAUAAUUACAUAGGUAAGGUGAAUUUUAGUUUCUUUGAUGGUCAAGUGAAUACAAACUUGCAAAUUAAAAUAUGUACGUAGAUAUGUACCAGGGUAAUUCUCAAAAAAAGGUAAAAAUCGUGUACAUGGCAAAUUUCUCAAAGGUUUUAGUAUGAAAUUUUUUAUCUUUUUUUUGGUCCAUUCAAGGAUCAUCCCCCACACAUUUCACAUAUGGUAUUGAGAUUUUUAGCCCCUCCUUUCAUUGGUGUACAUUCGAUUUUAUACCUACCCCAAAUGUCCUUCGACUUGGCUGUCACACGCCAUGUUUUUGAAAAUGAAUGUUAUAAAGUGUCAUGAACUUCAUUUUUUUGGGGAAAAAUUGACACAUACUCAUUAUCAUAGAACACGAAGGUCCAUUAUUGUGCAAAUUGCAAUUGGAAUAAGUCCAUAGGAAGCUCACAUUUCACAUUUGAAAACUGUCACACACUUUUUGCGCAAAUUUUAGAGCAAUUUUCAAUUAUUUUUGGUAGCUUCCCAAUCCAACAUUUUUUUCUGGCGAGUGGCUGCACUGGUUCACUGUCUUCAUAAAAAUGUUACCCCGCAAUGUUAUUUUCAAAACCUACGCAAUGGCUCGUUCUGAUCGUACUUGUCUCUGAAAAUAUGAUAUUUCGCAAAAUCGGUGUCCUUCGGCUUGCCUUUUUAUUUACCCUGAUGAACCCGCCAAAAACAAUAAUUGAGAAAGGGAAGUUAUUCUACAUGAUAAGUACACAUUUAUUACGUGUUAAAAAUCGAAUAAUGUCCAGUAGGUAAGGCUAGAAACGAAAAAACGUUGAGAUUGUCCUUCGGCUUGUCCAGCGCCCAUUUGUCCUUCGACUUGGCCAAAUUUCAGACAGCUGUACUUUUAUCGCGCCAGUCGACAUAUUACACGAUAAAACAAGCAAAAUUUGACAUUUUCUCCCUCCCCACACCUCACCUCUACCCCUACCAUAAAAAUAAGUCCAGAUUCGAACUUUGCGGCCUGAAAAACAUGAAUCGACACAUUACACGAUAAUAUAAGCAAAAUUUGACAUUUUCCCCCUCCCCACGCCUCACCCUCCACCUCUACAUAAAAAAUAACUCCAGAUUCGAAUUCUACGACCUCGAAAACAUAUCAAUAAUCGACAUAUUACACAUCGAUGAGGGUCGAAUCCUAAUUAUCGCUGUUUUAGGGGGGCCGGGGUCCACAGUGGGGGGAAUUGAAUUGAGGCCAACACUAGAACAGGGAUCUGGGACACCUAUACAAAUGAUUCCCACUUGAAAUUUUCCAAAAAAAUGAUUUUUAUUUUUCAAAAUUAUGCACAUCAAAAUUGACCUUUUUUUUUGAGAAUUACCCACCAACAAUUAAAAUUAUCAUUACCGAUGACGAGCACAAAAAAAAGUUCACAAAGUGACACACUGGCUGAAGUGGUGCUCUUACAUAAAUUUUAGUCACUUAAAAAAAACAACAACAAUUUUUCUGAAUUCGUUUGAAUGUGGUUAUUCAGUGUAGAAAAUAACUGAUUUUAAACCGCUUAGAAAAAAAAUUUCAUUCUGAAUCUAAAUACAUUUCAAGACGACGAACUUGGCUUUAUUAGUGCAGAUUUUCGUAAUGAAAAUGAGAAAAGCACGAUUUUCACAAUUUCUUACAGAAUAUUUAUAU
Planococcus citri (citrus mealybug) is the source of this 3099-nucleotide messenger RNA. RefSeq lists its product as uncharacterized. NCBI's taxonomy places the organism in Eukaryota, Metazoa, Arthropoda, Insecta, Hemiptera, Pseudococcidae. The transcript has 15 exons. The record is from RefSeq and is a predicted model, not a curated record. Bases 70 to 1284 code for a protein of 404 amino acids.